Molecule: messenger RNA, 2871 nt
Organism: Naegleria fowleri
Lineage: Eukaryota; Heterolobosea; Eutetramitea; Acrasida; Naegleriidae
Exons: 3
Coding region: 1-2871 (956 amino acids)
Molecular function (GO): nucleic acid binding; ATP binding
Source: RefSeq, a predicted model, not a curated record
AUGAAACGAAAAAUCACAGCCCCAUCCUCUACAACAUCAUCUUCACAACAAGCGGAAGUCAAGAAUGCAAGUUUAGAAGCUCUCAACAAGAAAAUGAAAUAUAGCCUGAUGAGUGAAAACAGGCCUGUGUUUGUGAGUUCAAUGAAUGAAGAAAAAGAAGAAGCGGUUCCGAUAUCAUCGGAAGCUUCAGCAACAGAGGAAUCACAAAUAUCCAUUGAUUCGAUUGGUUCUAUUGAGCCAUUAAGAUCCAUCAUCGUUGAAGAAGAAGAUUUUAUAUCAGUGAAAGAGGUCCAACCUUUUUUAUCUUCGGAGCUCAAUCAAGGAGACGAAGAAAUAGAUCACACAAAUACCAAACCAGUAAUUCAAACAAAGUUAAAUAUUAUAGAGAAAGCCAUAGAUUUUUAUGGGCUUCCCCGAAUAUGUGGUGAAUUAUUUCGCGAAAUCAAAGGUGUAAAUAAGUUAUACGAGUGGCAAGAAAAAUUGUUAGGACUUGAAGAAUUGAAAUCUGGAAGAAAUUUAGUAUAUUCGUUGCCGACGAGUGGAGGCAAAACACUAAUUGCAGAAAUUUUGAUGAUUCGGAAUUGUCAACUUUUCAAAAAGAAAUCCUUGCUGGUUCUUCCAUAUGUUUCCAUUUGUGAAGAAAAAUGUGCAAGUUUGGAAUUAUUUAGUGACCACUUAAAUUUCUUUGUUGAGGGCUAUUUUGGAUCCAAGGGAGCUAUUCCUGUUGAACCUGGAAAUCAAUUAAUAAUAUCUACGAUAGAAAAAGCAAACCUUAUAAUUGACUCUCUUGUUAAAGAGAACAGAAUUCAUGAGCUUGGAUGUGUGGUUAUUGAUGAGUUGCACAUGCUAGGGGAGGGCGAUCGAGGUCAAUUAUUAGAACAUUUGAUCACCAAAAUUUUGUACAUACAAAGAGAAAAGAAGCAUGUAGAAAUUAUGAUUGAUGAUACACCAAUUUUUGAGUCACCUGUUGAGAAAUAUUCAACAAAGAUUGAAAAAGUUACCAUUCAAAUUAUUGGGAUGUCUGCAACAAUUCCCAAUCUGGAAAGUAUUGCUAAUUGGAUGGAUGCUACUUUGUAUACAUCAGAUUACAGACCGGUUCCUCUAGUAGAAUACUAUACCAUUGGAGACACUGUUUUUGACAAACAAGGAAGCAAAAUAAGAAAUCUAAAUUCAAUACCGUUUGAGGUUGGAAAAGGAAAGGCAGAUCCUGAUUUUAUAGCAUCAUUGUGCUGUGAAAUUAUACCUGCAAAUAGUGUUCUAAUAUUUUGCCCCACAAAGCAAUCCUGUGAAGAUUGUGUGAAACAUUUAUCACAAACACUUCCAAUUACCAAAGACGAUCAAGAAGAAAAAGAAAAAUUAAUUUCUGAUCUCAAACUUAUUGGAAAUGACGACCAUAAUCUUUUGAACGGAAUUAAGUAUGGAGUUGCAUAUCAUCAUAGCUCCCUAACCACUGAAGAAAGAGCUUUAAUCGAAAAUGCAUAUAGAAAUCAUGUGAUUAGUGUGAUUUGUUGCACAAGCACUCUUGCAGCUGGCAUUAACUUACCUGCUGCAAGAGUUAUUUUCAACACACCCUACAUUGGUUACAAACAAUUUUUAUCCAAAGCUAAAUAUCUCCAAAUGGCUGGUAGAGCUGGUCGUGCUGGGAUUGAUUCGUUCGGAGAAAGCUAUCUCGUUCUUCAAAAACAAUACAAAACUCAAAUUGAUGGUGGAUUGGAGUUAAUUUCUAAACCACUAGAAAAUAUAAACAGCUGUAUCCAUGUGGAAGACAUUGAUUCUCUAAGUAGAGUGUGUCUUGAGAUUGUGUCUAGCGGCCUCACUUCAUCUAUGGAGGAAAUUGACAAGUUUGUAACUCAUACUUUUUGCACUUUUCAAAAUCCUGAUAUCAAACAAAAAUUAAUUGAAAAGUUUCGUUUUGUAAUAUCUCAACUUGCUGAAAACAAAUUAAUUAGCAUGUCAACAGAGUCAUCCUCUGGUUUUGAAAUGACCUCGUUUGGUCUCGGAGCAUCUAGGAGCGCACUCACUCUAAGACAAUCUCUAGAACUUUUUGACCAUUUAAAGAACGCAAUGGAUGAAGGCAUCAUCUUGAGUGAUGAAUUGCACUUGUUAUACCUCAUUGGAGUUCCCAUUGAUGGCAAUGGUUUAUUGGAGCCAAACUAUGUCAAGUUCUUCAAUUACAUUGAACAAAAGGCUACAAGUAUUGAAAAAAAGAUUUUUCAAAGAUGCAAAAUUCCAGAACAAGCCAUCGUAACAAAAGCUAUGAACAAGUUCUCAAAGAUUAGCGAUUCAGAUAAUGCCUUAGUGAAACGAAUGUAUAAUGCAUUUAUAUUGAGAGAUAUCAUUAAUGAAAUCAACCCUUUUUUGGAGUAUUGCGAAAUUAGAGGUAGAGGAAGUCUUCAACAAUUAAUGUCUCAAUCUACCAUAUUUUGUUCCAUGGCUCAACAAUUUUGUGAAAAAUUGGAAUAUUGGCAUUUAUCAAAAAUUGCAAAGAAGUUUACGAAACGAAUUCAAUACGGAGUGAAACAAGAUUUGAUCGAUUUGGUUCAACUCGAAGGAGUGAGAAGACCUGAGAUUGCCAGAAUUCUCAAGAGGUGUAAUUUGACCCUGGAGCAGCUUUCUCACUUUCUUUCUGAAUCAGAAAACGAAGAAAUACCUCUUUCCUUAAUGGAUGAAGAGAAUGCCACACACAUCAUGACAAGUCGCAAAUUUCUCGAACAUUUAAAAUCCUUUCCUCACUCUUCUCAAGAGGAACUCUCGUUCAUUGACCGUUACUUUACUCAGGAGAAGAUUAUGAUGAUCAUAUUCAGUGCAAAACGUGAACUCUCCAGAAAGGCCUUCUACUUGCGAACGAAAUCAGAGCUCUUGGAACAUUAA